Striga hermonthica is the source of this 615-nucleotide messenger RNA. Lineage: Eukaryota; Viridiplantae; Streptophyta; Magnoliopsida; Lamiales; Orobanchaceae. The record is from the annotation of a GenBank genome assembly.
AUGAGCAUGAACGAGUUUAAUCCGGGUAGAUCAAAACCAUGGAACAUUUACAGCAGCUCAAAUCCGGGCCCCACUGAGGCGGAUUAUGUUAGCAAGGAAGGUUCGUGGAAGAGUUUUGGGUCGUCUAUUAACGCCAUUUCAUUCGGGUUUGUGGCCACGGCUAUCUUGAUCUCCAUGUUUCUCAUCAUGGCCAUAUUCGAGCAUUUGUUUAGACCGAAUGAAGCGCCCCUUGAAGAAUCUAGUGGCAUGGAAUCCAGGCAAAUGCACAAACUUGGGACUCCAGAAAUAACACAAACGUCAUAUGCGUCCGACUUCUCAGUGGUGAUGCCAGGUAACAUGACGAAGCAUAUUCGAGUAGCUGCAGUAAUUGGGAUCAACAGAUGCAGCUACUUACAUGGUAUUGAAUGGCAGCUCACAUGUGUCAUGAAUGACGAUGAUGGAUCGAUUAAGGGUAAAGAAAUGGAGAUCGAAAAUGAAGAAAGGGAGCUGAUUUUAGGGUUUGCAGAGAAGAAAAGAGAAAAUGAAAUGAAAGGGGCGCGUGACUUUGGUCUCAUUUCAGACAAGGAUUUGCCUUUGACUCUUGGUGGACACGUGGCGAUUGGAGAUUCAAGCUAG